AUGGAUGCUGCGGGAAGGUGCUGCCAUUUGCAGCCGCUUGGACCGGUGGCUCGACGAAGGGGCUCCAUUCUGGCUGCGACGGCAGCAGUCGCCCGCCGCCCGGCCUCUGUCCCCGGCUCCAGCCGAUCUGCUGGCACCGCUAUGAACCCUGCUUCAGCAGCCGGGGAGGAGAAGGGGGCUGCAGGAGGCAGCGGUCCCGGCGGCAGCACGUGCCGUGGGGCGGAAGGCGGUGGGGACCCUCGCAGUGCUCCCGCCGCGGGGGCCGACCCAGAGUUGCCUGGACUAACCGGUCAGAAGGAGGACUCUCUGGAAGAGAAGCUGAAGAGUUUAACCUUCAGGAAACAGGUGUCUUACAGGAAAGCAAUCUCCAGGUCUGGCCUUCAACAUUUGACUCCUGUUCAAAACCUCAACUUGGCCAUCAGUAAUGGACCUGUGAAGGAGCCGAGAAUGGCACUAGAAUGGAGUGAAAAUGCAAUAAAUGGCGAACAUCUCUGGCUGGAGACCAAUGUAUCUGGGGAUCUGUGUUACCUGGGAGAGGAAGGCUGCCAAGUUAAAUUCUCAAAGUCAGCUGUUCGAAGAAAAUGUGCUGCCUGCAAGAUUGUGGUCCACAAUGCCUGCAUGGAGCAACUGGAAAAAAUUAACUUCCGGUGCAAGCCAACUUUUCGAGAAGGCAGUUCCAGAUCACCAAGAGAGAAUUUCGUUCGACAUCACUGGGUUCACAGAAGACGACAGGAAGGGAAAUGUAAACAGUGUGGAAAGGGAUUUCAACAAAAAUUCUCCUUUCAUAGUAAAGAGAUUGUGGCUAUCAGCUGUUCAUGGUGCAAGCAAGCGUUUCACAAUAAAGUCACCUGCUUCCUGCUGCAGCACAUUGAGGAGCCCUGUUCCUUAGGAGCUCAUGCUGCUGUUAUUAUCCCCCCCACCUGGAUCAUUAAGGUGAAGAAACCUCAGAAUUCACUGAAAAAUUCGACCAGGCGGAAGAAAAGAACCUCUUUUAAAAGGAAAGUCAGUAAAAGAGGAAAUGAGGAGAACAAAGGACGACCUUUUGUAAUUAAGCCUAUCUCUUCCCCUCUCAUGAAACCCUUGCUUGUAUUUGUGAAUCCCAAAAGUGGAGGGAAUCAGGGUACUAAAGUGCUCCAAAUGUUUAUGUGGUACUUGAAUCCACGUCAGGUCUUUGACCUAUCUCAGGAAGGACCAAGAGAUGCGCUUGAAUUGUACAGAAAAAUGCCAAAUCUACGAAUCUUGGCUUGUGGUGGCGAUGGAACAGUUGGCUGGAUCCUCUCCAUUCUGGAUGAGUUACAGUUGAAUCCCCAGCCUCCUGUGGCUGUGCUUCCACUCGGCACUGGGAAUGAUCUUGCUCGGACUCUCAACUGGGGAGGGGGAUAUACUGAUGAACCUGUUGCAAAAAUUCUCUGUCAUGUAGAAGAUGGAGCCAUCGUUCAAUUAGAUCGUUGGAAUCUUCAGGUUGAGAGAAACCCUGAUUUACCCCCAAAAGAACUUGAAGAUGGAACACAGAAGCUCCCCCUCAAUGUUUUCAAUAAUUACUUCAGCCUCGGAUUUGAUGCCCAUGUCACGCUGGAAUUCCAUGAAUCUCGAGAGGCAAAUCCUGAAAAAUUCAACAGCCGGUUUCGAAAUAAAAUGUUUUAUGCCGGGGCAGCUUUUUCAGAUUUCCUUCAGAGAAGUUCUAGAGAUUUAUCCAAACAUGUGAAAGUUGUGUGUGAUGGGACUGACUUGACUUCCAAGAUUCAGGAGCUGAAAUUUCAAUGUAUAGUAUUUUUAAACAUACCCAGGUAUUGUGCUGGCACAAUGCCCUGGGGUAAUCCAGGAGACCAUAGAGAAUUUGAACCUCAGAGACAUGAUGAUGGUUUCAUUGAGGUCAUUGGAUUCACCAUGGCAUCCUUGGCUGCUCUUCAAGUUGGAGGUCAUGGAGAGAGGUUACAUCAGUGUCGGGAAGUGACUCUACUAACAUAUAAGUCUAUCCCCAUGCAAGUGGAUGGUGAACCAUGUCGGCUGGCUCCAUCGCUCAUCCGAAUCUCCCUUAGGAAUCAGGCCAAUAUGGUGCAGAAAAGCAAGAGAAGAACAUCCAUGCCUUUGCUCAAUGACCCCCACGCCAUCCCAGAUCGUCUGAGAAUCAGAGUGAAUAGGAUUAGCUUGCAAGAUUACGAGGGACUGCAUUAUGACAAGGAAAAACUCCGGGAAGUUUCUAUUCCAUUGGGAAUUAUAGUCGUCCGAGGAGAUUGUGACUUGGAGACUUGUCGCAUCUAUGUGGAUCGCUUAGAGGAGGAUUUGCAGUCUGUAUCUUCAACAACACAGAGAGUCCACUACCAGGACCAGGAAAGUUCAUUCCCAAGAGUAUUGUCUGUUCAGAAACUAUCCCCUAGAUGGUGCUUCCUAGAUGCAACCUCUGCUGACCGCUUUUACCGCAUCGACAGAUCUCAGGAACAUUUGCACUUUGUGACAGAAAUAUCACAGGAUGAGAUUUUUAUCCUGGAUCCAGAAUUGGGAGCAGCUCAACCAGCCGGAACACCUCCAGGAAUGCCUGAUCUGGUGGUAGAGCAGGCUUCUGGAAUGUCCGAUCGGUGGAAUCCUGCUAUUCGAAAGCGCAUGUUGAGUGAUAGCGGUUUGGGGAAGAUGUCUCCCCACUAUGAAGUACCUGAGAAACAGAAGGAGGCCAGCCAGGUUCACCUGCUGCAGUCUCCUGUUUCUUCAGAAGAUCAAGCACUUUUACAGUCAGUAAUAGCUGGCGAUUUUCUAAGAUUUGUAGAAUGGUGUAAAAAAGGAGCUAAUCUAUUAAUCCGGGGUCCUGACCACUGUUCCUUGCUUCAUCAUGCAGCAAAGACUGGGCAUGGUGAGAUUGUAAAAUACAUUCUAGAACAUGGUUCUUCUGAGUUACUGGAUAUGACAGAUAGUGAAACGGGUGAGACAGCAUUGCACAAGGCAGCCUGCCAACGUCACCGUGGCAUCUGCCAGAUGCUGGUAGAGGCAGGGGCAUCGUUGGGGAAAAUGGACUCCAAGGGUAAGACACCUCGAGAUAGGGCCCAGCAGGCUGGGGAUCCAGAUUUAGCCUCCUACUUGGAGAGUCAUCAGAAUUACCCAGUAGUGCCCCACGAGGAUCUAGAGACUGCCGUGUGA
Protobothrops mucrosquamatus (brown spotted pit viper) is the source of this 3129-nucleotide messenger RNA. RefSeq names its product diacylglycerol kinase iota (gene DGKI). Gene Ontology annotation, molecular function: ATP-dependent diacylglycerol kinase activity; protein binding. The record is from RefSeq and is a predicted model, not a curated record. The transcript is spliced from 34 exons. Gene Ontology annotation, cellular component: nucleus. Gene Ontology annotation, biological process: intracellular signal transduction; regulation of synaptic transmission, glutamatergic; diacylglycerol metabolic process. The coding region runs from base 1 to 3129 and encodes 1042 amino acids. NCBI's taxonomy places the organism in Eukaryota, Metazoa, Chordata, Lepidosauria, Squamata, Viperidae.